This is a messenger RNA of Rosa rugosa (rugosa rose), 1000 nucleotides long. RefSeq lists its product as uncharacterized. NCBI's taxonomy places the organism in Eukaryota, Viridiplantae, Streptophyta, Magnoliopsida, Rosales, Rosaceae. The record is from RefSeq and is a predicted model, not a curated record. The transcript has 5 exons. Bases 261 to 758 code for a protein of 165 amino acids.
AAGCAACCAAAUAUGUCAGACCAAGAAAACAAAGACCUGACUCGCCCAUAGCUCUGUUUAUUCACAACAGCUCAAAGAAACAAGCCUACCAACAAAGAACCCACCUUUGCUUCCCUCCUUUUCAUAUAAAGACACCCAAAAGGCUAAAACCUUCUCAAUUCUCACGUCCAUUUGAGAUUUCAGAUUCUGGGUUUCGAUUGGAUUGGAAUUUUACCUCAGAAAGUCAGAAACUUUGGAUUGAACCAAGGAGAAAUAAGGAGAUGGGUGAGGUGGCGGCAGCUUCAUCGUCUUCGUCGACUUCAAUCUUCACCAACUACCCUCUUCUCUCUUCUCUAAUCGCUUUCGCAACAGCCCAGCUCAUCAAGCUCUUCACCACCUGGUACAAGGAAAGAAGAUGGGAUAUUAAGCAACUUAUUGGAUCCGGCGGAAUGCCAUCAUCUCAUUCUGCGACUGUUACUGCUAUUGCUGCAGCCAUUGGGUUUCAAGAGGGUGUUGGUGGAUCACUUUUUGCAAUUGCACUGAUCUUAGCAUGCGUCGUGAUGUAUGAUGCAACUGGUGUAAGAUUACAGGCUGGACGCCAAGCAGAGGUUCUGAAUCAAAUUGUGUAUGAACUUCCUUCUGAGCAUCCUCUGGCUGAGAGCAGACCACUGCGUGAACUUCUUGGCCACACACCCCCUCAGGUUAUUGCUGGUGGAAUUCUUGGAAUUGUCACAGCGACCAUUGGCCAUUUUAUAAUCUUGACUGCUAGUCAUACGUGAUGCCCAAAUGGGUUGACAUCCACAUAGAUAGUGAUACAAUGUAACAGGAUCUCUUAGUGUCACAUCUCCUUUUAUAUGUUUGGAUUGCACAUUUGCAGAUCCCUCAUCAUAUGCGUUUUAUUCGUUGCCAAAAUUGAAUAUAGGUCUUCCUGUCCAUAAUCCAAUUAGCAUGCCCUUGCAUUUUGUAUAAACGCUAGAUUGCUGAUAAAAUUUGAUCGACUUGAUAGCUUUUCGUGAUGAAA